Molecule: messenger RNA, 1548 nt
Organism: Rhododendron vialii
Lineage: Eukaryota; Viridiplantae; Streptophyta; Magnoliopsida; Ericales; Ericaceae
Exons: 6
Coding region: 75-932 (285 amino acids)
Molecular function (GO): protein binding
Source: RefSeq, a predicted model, not a curated record
UGUUCCAAACAGGGCGUUAGCAAUUUCUAUUGUUAUUGGUAGCUGGGACUGGGUGGAGAGAGAGAGAGAGAGAGAUGAAUGGAAUUGUCUGCGCUGUGAACAUCUCCCAGGUGCUCCCAUCGCCUUUCGCCGACCCUUUCUCAACUCGCGGCGACAAGAAGUUCACGACCAAGUCGACGAAUCCCUUCACUCCAUCAUCAUCGUCGCCGUCCUCGAAACUCAAACGACGUCGCAGUCCAACACCAAGCCUAAACAACCAGCAGGCGACAAACAGCUCUAUUACCAGUACCAAUGAAAUCAGGGUGUGCGUGAACAGGACCUGCCGGCGGCAAGGCUCCAUGGAAACCCUAAAAACCCUCUCCGGCAUCGCGCCUCCUCACGUCUCCGUCAACUCCUGUGGUUGCUUGGGCCGCUGCGGCGCCGGCCCCAACCUUGUGGUUCUGCCUCAGUCCACGUUCUUCGCUCACUGCGGGACCCCCGCCCGAGCGGCCCAUGUCAUGCUCGAUUCGUGCGGUGGCGACUACGACGAUUGGACUAAUAGUUUGGCAGCACUUGCUUUGAGGAAUAGGGCCGAGGACUUGUUGGCUAAUGGUAGUAACAGUGAAGCUGAGGUCUUGCUCUCUCAGGCAAUAAAUCUUAAACCAUUUGGUGGUAUCCACGUUCUCUAUAAGGCCAGGUCUUCUGCGAGAUUGGUGAUGGGCAAUUUGGCUGAGGCUCUUGAAGAUGCUAAAGAAGCUUUAACUAUUGCUCCUAAAUAUCCUGAGGCUUACAUCUGCCAAGGUGAUGCUUUGAUGGCUAUGGAGCAAUUUGAUGCAGCUGAGAGGUCCUAUGCUAUGGCUUUAGAGUUAGAUCCUUCCAUUCGUCGUUCCAAAUCAUUCAAGGCUCGGAUGGCAAAGCUUCAAGAGAAACUCAUUGCAGCAAGUUUGCCUUAGUUCUGCUGUCUGGCUGAAGAUUGGUGCAUAUAGAUAGUAUAGUUAUACUGGACAUGAGAAGCAGGCUGCUUCUACUGUUGAAGUUGGUUGAGUAGGUGAAUAGAGUCCGUCCAUUGGACAUUAGAGUUCCCGACUAUGUAUGUGGCUCCUCUCACACCAAGCAUAUUAAUGGAUGCAGUCAGGACAAAGUAUCUAACUCUAUAUCAACCUAUAUCGCAGGUGAUGCUUGAUUGAGCUACCACAACCGGUCAUGGUCAUAGUAUCGUGGACCAGAAUCUUGUUUAGUUAAACUUAGCAGCCAAAUAUGUUAUCCGCGUCCAUUUAUGGAGAACAUUUCAUGCUUUGUGCCGUCAUGGUUUUGAGGGUUCUUCAGCAAAUUCAGGCUCCAUUGACUGAGCCAUGGUAUGGGUAGUAGUUCUUAGUAUGUGGCUGUAGAUCUCUACUCAUUUUACUGGUUAAAUAGGUCAUAAUCUGUGUUGAUGUUGUUAGACAUUGUCUAAUAAUGCUAGUUGGCCCAAUGGUUAUUGGUGUAAUACCAUCUUUAUUUCAAUUUGGCCAAAUGUAACACUUGCAUAUAUCGUGACCUGAACUUGCAAUUUAAUUUUGAUGUUGGUUA